GUAAACAGGAAAGGGGCGUGGCCAACGAGUAGCCAGCGCCACGUUGUGGACAUAUGUCCAUGUGGAUUGCCAGGAAGUCUCCGAUAUUUUACCUGUAAUUUAUCUCCUCUGGACACACUUACACAGCUCCAAAGCUUUUCGAACUUGCUCAUUUUAUUCAUUCCGAGGCCAUGGCCUUUCUUGGGACUGCAGUUAGGCGAUUGGUGUCGGCGGGGCGCCCCCCGCUCACCACCCCACUGUGCCGCACAAAUUGUCGGACCUACAGUUCCGAGCACACCACAGAGAAGAGCGUCCCCUAUGAGAAGACACUCAAACAAGUUGACACAGUCACAUCCGGGCCAACUAAACCUUUACCGAGGUCAGCUGAUGUAGUGGUGAUCGGUGGAGGCAGUCUGGGGUGUCAGACCGUCUACCACCUUGCUAAAAUGGGCAUGACCAAUGUGGUUCUGCUGGAGAGGGACCGACUGACUGCUGGAACCACCUGGCACACAGCGGGCCUUUUGUGGCAGCUCCGCCCGAGCGACGUUGAAGUGGAGCUGCUGGCCCACACACGUAACGUAAUCAGCAAAGACCUGGAGGAAGAGACGGGCCUCCACACUGGCUGGAUCCAGAAUGGAGGACUCUUCAUCGCCUCCAACAAGCAGCGUCUGGACGAGUACAAACGCCUCAUGUCGCUGGGGAAAGUUUACGGUAUCGAAUCCCAUGUGCUGUCACCUGCUGAGACCAAGGACCUUUACCCUCUGAUGAACGUUGAUGACCUCUAUGGGACCCUUUACGUGCCCAAAGAUGGUACCAUGGAUCCUGCGGGCACCUGCACCACCCUGAGCAGAGCUGCCUCUGCUAGGGGAGCCACGGUGAUUGAGAACUGCCCUGUUACCGAUAUCAAAGUGCGCGCGGAUGACCUCGGGGUCAACAGGGUGAAGGCAGUGGAGACCCCGCACGGCACCAUCGAGACACCGUGUGUGGUCAACUGUGCAGGAGUGUGGGCCACCAAGUUGGGGAACAUGGCUGGAGUGAAGGUGCCCCUCGUUGCCAUGCAUCACGCCUACGUGGUCACAGAGAGAAUUGAAGGCAUUCAGAAUAUGCCAAAUGUGAGGGACCAUGAUGCAUCGGUGUACCUGCGUCUCCAAGGUGACGCCUUGUCCGUGGGUGGCUACGAACAAAACCCUAUCUUUUGGGAUGAGGUCUCUGAUAAAUUUGCCUUCAGCCUGUUUGACUUGGACUGGGAUGUAUUCAUGCAACAUAUCGAGGGCGCUAUCAACAGAGUUCCGGUUUUAGAACAGACUGGUAUUAAAUCCACUGUCUGUGGACCAGAAUCCUUCACAGCAGACCAUAAGCCGCUAAUGGGAGAGGCUCCAGAGGUCAGAGGUUUCUUUUUGGGCUGUGGCUUCAACAGUGCUGGUAUGAUGUUGGGAGGUGGCUGUGGUCGCGAGCUAGCUCAUUGGAUUAUCCACGGCCGCCCUGAGAAGGACAUGUAUGGAUAUGAUAUUAGGCGUUUCCAUAACUCGCUGACAGACAACCAACGCUGGAUCAGAGAGCGGAGCCACGAGUCGUACGCAAAGAAUUACUCCGUGGUGUUCCCAUUUGAUGAGCCCUUGGCGAGCAGAAACAUGAGGAAGGAUCCGUUCCAUCAGGUGCUGACAGAGCAAGGCUGCGUCUUCCAGGAGAGACACGGCUGGGAGAGACCGGGCUGGUUCACCAAGGACGGACAAGCUCCUGUUAAAGAUUACGAUUAUUAUGGCGCCUACGACGUCAAGACGAAUCAGCAGUAUAAAUACAACGAGCUGCUGGGCAAGGAAUACACCUUUGACUUCCCACCGCAUCACGAUGUGAUCAAAAGCGAGUGCCUGUCGUGCAGGCACGCCGUUGCCGUGUUUGACAUGUCCUACUUUGGAAAGUUCUAUCUCACCGGUCCAGAUGCCAAGAAAGCAGCCGAUUGGCUGUUCACUGCCGAUGUCAACAAGAAGCCAGGUUCCACUGUGUAUACCUGCAUGCUGAAUUCAAGAGGAGGGACGGAAGCUGAUCUGACAGUGAGCAGACUCGAAUCCGGAGCCGCCAACCUCCCGCUGGCACCUGAGUCAAAUGGUGAUGCGUACUACCUGGCCAUCGGAGGCGGCGUUGCCGAGCACAACUGGAACCACAUUCGAACCGUUCUCCAGGACCAGGGCUUCCGCUGCCAGCUAACGGACCACUCAGAGGACAUGGGCAUGAUCAGCAUCCAGGGACCCAAGAGUCGAGAGGUGCUACAAGAGGUGUUGGACACAGACCUCAGCAAUGAAGCCUUUCCUUUUUCCACCCACAAAGUUGUCAAAGCGGCCGGCCACCAGGUACGAGCAAUGCGUCUGUCCUUUGUCGGGGAGCUGGGCUGGGAGCUGCACGUUCCCAAAGACUCGUGCCUUCCCGUCUACCUCGCCGUCAUGGCUGCCGGCGCCAAGCACGGCAUCGUCAAUUCAGGAUACAGAGCCAUCGAUUCGCUCAGUAUAGAGAAAGGGUACCGCCACUGGCACGCCGACCUUCGCCCAGAUGACACGCCCCUGGAGGCGGGGCUAGCCUUCACUUGCAAGUUGAAAAGCUCCAUCCCCUUCCAGGGUCGCCAUCGGCUGGAGAAGCAGAAGGAGGAAGGCCUCAGGAGACGCAUCGUCUCCUUCACCAUCGACGAGAAAGUGCCAAUGUUUGGCCUGGAGGCAAUCUUUCGCAAUGGCGUCCCUGUUGGUCACCUACGGCGAGCUGACUAUGGAUUCUAUAUCGACAAGACAAUUGGUUAUGGCUACAUCCGCAAUCCCGAUGGCGGAGUGGUAAGCGCUGAUUUCAUCAAGAGUGGCGAGUUCACCCUGGAGAGAAUGGGAGUAACGUACAAGGCCACGGCCCACAUCAGAUCUCCAUUUGAUCCCGAGAACAAGCGCGUGAAAGGCAUCUACGAUUGACAUGGACAUCGACCAGAGUGAAAACCUCCUCCUCACAUGUUUCAAUCAAAUCUCAGGCAAAUACAGAACUUUUAUCCAUGCUGUGACUGGUUGGGGAUUUGACAGGCUUGAUAUCAAUGUAUGCUGAUGGUUCUGAGAUGAAAUGAAUCCAAUCUGAAUGAGCCAUCGCAAAGGGUCAUUUCUGCCCUCGGCUUUUAUGUGUAGCUGCUCGAGUUUAAUAGUGAGUUUACUCAUUAAAUGAUUCUGUAAUUAUUUCGUAAACAAGAAAGGUACCAAAUUAAUCUGAAAGAAUCAAAAGCAAAUUAGAUUUGCAUUGGAAAUAGGAAAAAAAA
Messenger RNA from Syngnathus acus (greater pipefish), 3256 nucleotides. RefSeq names its product sarcosine dehydrogenase (gene sardh). The record is from RefSeq and is a predicted model, not a curated record. The coding region runs from base 171 to 2924 and encodes 917 amino acids. Gene Ontology annotation, cellular component: mitochondrion. NCBI's taxonomy places the organism in Eukaryota, Metazoa, Chordata, Actinopteri, Syngnathiformes, Syngnathidae. Gene Ontology annotation, molecular function: oxidoreductase activity; protein binding. The transcript has 22 exons.